Messenger RNA from Penicillium hordei, 936 nucleotides. RefSeq names its product SDR family NAD(P)-dependent oxidoreductase. Gene Ontology annotation, molecular function: oxidoreductase activity. The transcript has 2 exons. Bases 1 to 936 code for a protein of 311 amino acids. The record is from RefSeq and is a predicted model, not a curated record. NCBI's taxonomy places the organism in Eukaryota, Fungi, Ascomycota, Eurotiomycetes, Eurotiales, Aspergillaceae. Gene Ontology annotation, cellular component: cytosol.
AUGGCACCACCAUCACCCUCGUACACCAAGGUCAUUCACUCCACCACAUAUGCUGGCAUCAAUCCAACUCAGCCGGGGCUCUCUACUAUGGGCAAGGUUGUGUUGAUUACAGGUGCAUCUGGCGGUAUUGGCCGAGCCACAGCCUCAUCCUUUGCUGCAUCGGGUCCCCGAGCCCUCAUCCUUCUCGGUCGACGCGCCGACGCCCUGGCAGAAACGGCCGCUACUGUCCGCGCCAGCCACACGGAGGUGACAAUCCAAACUCACGAGGCUGAUCUGUGCGAUGCUUCAAGCGUCCGCAAUGCCAUGAAUAAGGUGGCUGCCGAGUUUGGUGGCAUCGACAUCCUCAUCCACUGUGCCGGCGUCCUAGCCCCCGUUGUUCCGCUUCUAGAAGCCGAUCCAGCUACUUUUCUGGACGGCUACAAGACUACAGUUGUCGGUUCGCUAGUGACAGCACAGGCUGUCGUCCUAGCAAACAAAACAGUCAGCCCUAACGAGGACAAGCCAGUCACCUUAAUCAAUUUGACCACGGCCGGCAUCAUAUUCCCCCCGUUCACCGGUAUGGGUGCCUACGUGAGCAGUAAGAUGGCUGCCGUGAAGGUCUUACAGUCCUUCGCCGUUGAGAACCCGCAAGUGCAUCUUCACCAUGUGCAUCCCGGUUUCCUCCAAACGGCCAUGUCUGCUAAGCUGUCAGAGUCGAUCAAAUUGCCAUUUGCCUUUGAUGACAUCUCUCUUCCCGCCGAUUUCCUUGUCUGGAUUGUCUCUCCCGAGGCAGAAUUUCUUAAAAACAAGAUCGUCUUCGCUUCGUGGGACGUUGAUGAGCUCAAGGCUCGUAAAAAGGAAAUUGUCGGUGGCCCACCAGGAACUGGUGAGCUCUGGCUUGGCUACCAAGGAUUUCCACGAUUCAUGGGUGGCCAGCCUUUGCCAAGCACCCAGUAG